AUGGCGCCCAUUGAUAAGAAGAGGAAGACCGGUCCGACUAACGAGUCUUUUGCACGCUCUCGAAACACUGCUGAUGCCGACACGCGACCAUCGAAACGGCCAAGAGCAGAGGAGGAUGGGGAGAACACCACGAAAUCAAAAAUUCCUUAUGUCCCCAAAAUAUCGAAAGCUAAAGAUGAAGAGGUCGCCUUUCCUAGAGGUGGCGCAAGUCUUUUGACGCCCUUGGAGCACAAACAAAUUCAAAUUGAAGCUACUCGGGAUGUUCUCUUCGAACAAGGCGCAAACUCCAAGUCCGUUGAAGCUGGCGUGAAUGGCGAGCCGGCCGCAAAGAAGAAGCACAAGCUGAAGAAAGUGAAAGGCAAGGGAAAUAAGGGCAGUGAAGCUGCUGAAGUUGAGGAGAAAAAUGUUAGGAUUGAGGGCCUGAGUUACACGCGGAUAGUCCCAGGGUCACUAGUCUUGGGCCAAGUUUCUCAAAUCAAUGACCUCGAUGUAGCUCUUUCGUUGCCUAAUAACCUCACUGGAUACGUGCCGAUAACCUCGAUCUCGGACAAGAUUACUGAACGGAUCGAGGCCAUUGCUGCGCAGGAAGGAGAAGACGAGGAUGAGACAGACCUGAAGGAUGUGAACCUGAAGAAAUUGUUUUCUAUCGGGCAAUACCUUCGAGCAUACGUUGUUUCUACCAAGGACGACGAGGCUGCCGGGUCAAAGGCUAAGAGACACAUCGAGUUAUCUCUUCGACCACAGCAAUCAAAUGCCAACAUAGCAGUACAGAAUGUGGUCACCAACAAUACCCUCAUGGCAUCAGUUGCAAGCGUGGAAGAUCACGGACUUAUCAUGGAUCUUGGUCUCCCCGAACUCGGUGUGAAAGGUUUCAUGUCUUCCAAUGAAGUUGGUUACGGAGUGGCUCUUUCGAGCAUAGAGGAAGGUGCUGUUUUCUUGUGCACGAUUCUUGGUCUGAAUUCGAGUGGGAAAACCGUCAAACUAUCCGUGGACCCGCAGAAGAUCGCCAACUCAAAGAAUCCAAAAUACCUUUCCGAUGCUCCGACAAUCGAUGCGUUCCUGCCAGGUACCGCUGUCGAAAUCUUGGUCUCAGAAAUCACUCUGAGAGGAAUCUCUGGGAAAGUCAUGGGCUCGCUUGAUGUGACCGCGGAUUUGAUGCAUUCGGGCGCUGGCGCAAGUGGAAAAGAUCUGGAGAAGAAAUACAAGAUUGGGUCGAAAGUCAAGGGAAGAUUAAUAUGCACUUUCCCGAAUUCACAGCCCGCUAAACUGGGGGUCUCUCUAUUGGACCAUGUCUUGUCGCUCUCGUCUCUACAAGGGCUUCUGAACAGUGAACUAAAAAACCCUCUCGAUAUCUUGCCUCUCUCUUCUUUCGUUGAGGAAGUAAAGGUCAAGAAGGUGGAGCCAGGAAUGGGACUUUUUGUUGACGUGGGUGUCAAGGGUGUCGCCGGAUUUGUUCAUAUUUCCAGAGUGAAGGAUGGCAAGAUUGAAACUCUCGCAGAAACCUCUGGUCCUUUCAAGACCGGAUCGGUUCAUCGGGGGCGACUGAUUGGAUACAACGCACUUGAUGGACUCUAUAUUGUAUCCUUGGAGCCAUCGAUCCUUGCGCAGCCCUUCCUACGAGUCGAGGAUUUAUCCAUCGGCGAAGUGGUCAAGGGAAAAGUGGAGAAGAUUGUUGUGAACGAACGAGGCGUGGGAGGACUGCUGGUAAACUUGGCUGAUGGGAUAUCUGGUCUGGUUCCAGAAGCCCAUAUGGCAGACGUUCACUUACUCCGUCCGGAGAAGAAGUUUAAGGAGGGCUCGACGGUCAUGGCUCGAGUUCUAUCCACCGACCCCGGCAAACGACAGAUUCGACUCACUCUUAAGAAAACCUUGGUAAAUUCGGAUGCAGCUCUAUUUGUCUCUUACGACGAUAUCAAAGUCGGCAUGCAAAGCCCUGGAACAAUCGUUAACAUCCUCUCUACUGGUGCCGUGGUGCAGUUCUAUGGGACUAUCCGUGGUUUCCUUCCGGUCGCCGAAAUGAGCGAGGCAUACAUCCAGGAUCCAUCCCAACAUUUUUUAGUUGGUCAAGUUGUCAAUGUGCACGUUGUCAAAGUUGAUCCAGAAGCCAAGAAAUUGAUAGUAUCUUGCAAGGAUCCUGCGGCGUUUGGCCUUGCUCAGCAAGCUGCGUUCAAGAAGCUGAAGCUCGGCGAGGUUGUCUCCGCUGUGGUUACAGAGAAGUCCAACGACAACAUUUCUCUCGACUUACAUGGAAUUCGUGCCACCCUUCCGAUCGGCCAGCUCACUGAUGGGUCAUCACAAAAGAAUGCGUCCGCUCUCAAGAAGAUCAGGGUCGGACAGACUUUGACCGAUCUAGUGGUUCUCGGCAAGUACGAAAACAAACGCCUGAUCAUCUUGACGAACAAGCCAAAUCUUGUGAAGGAUGCUAAAGCCAAGCUCCUCUUGAGAAGCUUCGAGGACGUGAAGGAGGACAAGGUUGUCCAUGGAUUCGUUAAGAACAUAACUUUGACGGCUGUAUUCGUUCAGUUUGCGGGAGGCCUCACUGGUUUACUGCCAAAGGUCAAGUUGCCAGAGGCAGCUAUCCGUCUUCCAGACUUCGGAAUGAAGAAAUUUCAGACUUUACAGGUCAAGAUCACCCGAGUAGAUCAUGGCCAGAGGCAGUUCCAAUUGUCAAUGGUUGAUGCCGCAUCGAAGGAGAGAGUCGAACCAGAAACACCUGUUUCAUCUGGUAGUAUCAAUCAGGAAGCAGUAAACCCAAUUGAUACCACACUUACAUGUCUCGACGAUCUGACGCAGGGAAGAUUGACGAAAGCAAAAAUAUCUUCUGUAAAGGAAACUCAGAUCAAUGUUCAACUUGCCGACAAUAUCCAAGGUCGUAUAGAUGUUUCGCAAAUUUUCGAUUCAUUCGAUGAUAUCAAGGACCGCAAGAGGCCAGUGCGAUCAUUCUCGCCAAAGCAGAUCUUGAAUGUCCGUGUUCUGGGUAUCCACGAUGCCAAGAAUCAUCGAUUCUUGCCAAUCUCGCAUCGCUCUGGCAAAACUAUGGUUUUCGAGUUAUCCGCAAAGCCAAGCGACCAGAAUGACGACCCCAAAGAACCCCUGGCACUCGAUAAGGUCAAGGUCGGAUCCUCAUGGGUCGCCUACGUCAACAACAUCAAGGAAGAAUACGUUUGGGUGAAUCUGUCUCCCAAUGUCCGUGGACGCAUUCCAGCCUUAGAGCUCUCAGAAGACGUGUCCAAAUUAAAGAACUUGGAGACACACUUCCCCAUUGGAUCCGCUAUUAAAGUCCAUGUCAAACAUGUCGAUGCUGGAAACAAUCGUUUGGAUUUGUCUGCGUUAUCAAGUCAAUCUUCAGGACCUAUCACCUUGAAGAGUUUAAGCAAGGGGAUGGUUGUUACAGGAAAGGUCACAAAAUCUACUGAGAGACACAUCAUGGUGCAGCUCAGCGAUAAUCUAUCGGCUCCAGUCAACCUUACCGACCUCGCAGAUGACUACUCAGAAGCCGAUCCUACAAAGUACUCAAAGGGUGAGAUUGUCAGAGUAUGUGUCGUUGAUGUCGACCUGCCAAACAAAAAGAUCAGACUGUCGACUCGGCCAUCAAGAGUAUUGAGCUCUUCUCUUGAAGUAAAGGAUCCUGAGAUCUCGGAAAUUUCGCAAUUGAAGCCCAACGACAUUGUGCGCGGGUUCAUCAAAAACAUUACCGAAGCGGGGCUCUUCAUCAACUUGGGUGGGAAAGUCGAUGCCUUGGUUAAGGUUGCGGAUCUCUCCGAUUCGUUCAUCAAAGACUGGCAGUCCGAGUACGAGGUUGAUCAGCUUGUCAAAGGUAAGGUCAUUGGCAUUGACAAAUCCAGAGGCAACGUCCAGAUGAGUUUGAAAGCCUCUGCCCUUGAUAAAGACUACGUGCUCCCCAUGAGCUUUGCCGAUUUAAGACCCGGGCAAAUUGUCACUGGAAAAAUCAGAAAAGUUGAGGAAUUCGGCGCUUUUAUUGUCAUUGAUGGCACCAAUAACCUCAGCGGCCUCUGCCAUCGGACUCAAAUGGCUGACAAAAGGGUUGAUGACGUGAAAAGUCUUUACCAGGCAGGUGAUCAGGUCAAAGCCAAGAUCGUGUUUCUCGAUGCUGAAAAGAGACAAAUUAGCUUGGGGCUCAAGGCUUCGUACUUUGAGGAUAAUGCAGGAUCUGGGGACAACAGCGACGGUGAAGAUCUAGAUGGGGUGGAGGGAAUCGAAAUCGGUGGUGAUUCCAGUGGAGACGAGGAUGGCCAGGAUGGGGGUAUCGACCUCGAUGUCGAGAGUAUUGACAGCAACGAGGGCCAAGGAGGAGGGGAAUCUGAUCUCGAGAUGCCUGACGCUCAGGACGAUACCGAUGCACCGGCUCUUAGCGCAGGAGGCUUCGACUGGUCUGCCAAUGUCCUCGACGAACAGUCCAAUGCCGGGUCCGAUAACGAAGGCGCAGACGAGAAGCCGAAGAAGAAGCGUAGGAAGGCUGAAAUUACAGUCGAUCGUACCGGUGAUCUCGAUGUUAAUGGCCCACAGUCCGUCAGUGAUUUUGAACGUCUCCUGCUCGGACAACCAGACUCAUCGACCCUGUGGAUCCAAUACAUGGCUUUCCAGAUGCAACUAAGCGAGCUCAGCAAGGCGCGAGAAGUUGCAGAGCGUGCUAUCAAAACCAUCAAUAUCCGCGAGGAGACCGAGAAGAUGAAUGUCUGGAUCGCACUUCUCAAUCUGGAGAAUGCUUACGGCAGUGAUGAAACUGUAGAGGAGGUUUUCAAGAGAGCAUGCCAAUACAACGACGCUCAGGAGAUCUACGAAAGACUGACUAGUAUCUACAUUCAGUCUGGCAAGCACAGCAAAGCCGAUGACCUCUUUCAAGUCCUCGUCAAGAAGUUCUCCCAGUCCCCCAACGUCUGGGCAAACUACGCACACUUCCUUCACUCAACCCUCUCCUCCCCAGACCGUGCACGUGCCCUCCUCUCCCGUGCAAAGCAAUCUCUGCCAUCCCACACUCACGUCGCCAUAACCCUCAAGUUUGCCGCCCUCGAGUUUCACUCCAAGGUCGGCUCCCCCGAGCGCGGUCGCACCAUGUUCGAAGCCUUACUCACCACGUUCCCCAAGCGUCUCGACAUCUGGAACCAGCUACUCGAUCUGGAAAUCCAACAAAAUGACAAGGAUAUCAUACGUGGUGUAUUCGAGCGUAUGGUGAAGACAAACAAGGCAUUGAAACCUAAGCAAGCGGUGGCUUGGUUCAGACGCUGGAGUGAGUGGGAGGAGGGGAAUGGGGAUAAGAAGAGCAAGGAGAAGGUGUUGGCGAAGACGCAGGAGUGGGUUAGUGCUGCGGCCAAGAAGAAAGCAAAGGUUGGUGGUACUGUUGAUGAAUGA
Molecule: messenger RNA, 5370 nt
Organism: Drepanopeziza brunnea f. sp. 'multigermtubi' MB_m1
Lineage: Eukaryota; Fungi; Ascomycota; Leotiomycetes; Helotiales; Drepanopezizaceae
Biological process (GO): rRNA processing
Cellular component (GO): nucleolus; small-subunit processome
Molecular function (GO): RNA binding; protein binding
Source: RefSeq, a predicted model, not a curated record